UCGUUCACCCAGAUGAUUCGUUCGUUUUGAACGAAUCGUUCAUGACGACACAUCACUACUUUUAUUGGGAUCAAAGGUUUUCCGUCGCAUAGCCUGAAUGUGUUUGCAGAUUCUGAAGAAGUUGAUGAGAAACAUAAAUGUUUGAAGUUGGACGAAGCUGAAGACUUCACAGGUCACAAUGAAGACUCUGGUGUUUGUGUCUCUCGUGGGAUUAUUCCUCCACGACACGACGGCAGUGAUGCACUCUCUGAAGUAUUUCUACACGGCGUCUUCUGAAGUCACAAACUUCCCAGAGUUUGUGAUUGUUGGGAUGGUUGAUGAUUUUCAGAUAGAUUACUACGACAGUAACACGAGGAGGGACGUACCCAAACAGGACUGGAUGAAGAAAGCCACAGAAGACAGAGCUGAAUACUGGGAGUGGGAAACUGAGAAAUUAAAGGGUGUCCAGCAGAGAUUCAAAGUCGGCCUUGAGAUUUUAAAGCGACGCUUCAACCAAACUGGAGGUGUUCACAUUACCCAGAGGAUGUACGGCUGUGAGUGGGAUGAUGAGACUGGAGAUGUUAAAGGUUAUUAUCAAGAUGGUUAUGAUGGAGAAGACUUCAUAGUUCUGGACACGAAGACAUGGACGUGGGUCGCUCCACAACAACAGGCUGUCGUCACCAAACAGAAGUUGGAUAAAGACAAAGCUCAGUUAGAGUAUCUUAAGAACUACUUCAACUGUGAAACUACUUACACAGAUUGUCCUGACUGGCUGAAGAAGUUUGUGAACUAUGGGAGGAGCUCUCUGAUGAGAACAGACCUCCCCACAGUGUCUCUCCUCCAGAAGACUCCCUCCUCUCGGGUCACCUGCCACGCUACAGGUUUCUACCCCAACAGAGCCAUGAUGUUCUGGAGGAAAGAUGGAGAGGAGCUUCACGAGGACGUGGACAAGGGAGAGAUCCUCCCCAACCACGACGGCUCCUUCCAGAUCAGCGCUGACCUUCAACUGCCCUCUGAUGACUGGGGGAAGUACGACUGUGUGUUUCAUCUCUCUGGUGUGAAGGAGGACAUCGUCACCAAACUGGACAAACGAGAGAUCAAGACCAACUACGUGAAUCCCAUGAACACCGUCAUCCCCAUCAUCGCCAUCAUCGCUGCACUCGUUCUUCUCGGCCUCGCUGUCAUUGGAUACAAGAAAUACAGAGGCAGAAAAUGUAAGAGACACAAACUUUGUUCUUUUUGGUGUUUUAAGUUUUUAAAUGUUAUUCUUUGAGUUUAUUAAAGGUGCACUUUGUAGAUUUGGU
Molecule: messenger RNA, 1283 nt
Organism: Labrus bergylta (ballan wrasse)
Lineage: Eukaryota; Metazoa; Chordata; Actinopteri; Labriformes; Labridae
Source: RefSeq, a predicted model, not a curated record